AUGGUAUUGGUUUGUUGGGCCGGAAGCAACGUCACGGGGUUCGUCAAGGCUUUGAAAUUUCUCGAGCUGGUUGCGUCGAACAUGUUGGCGAUCACCAACCUCGCCAUCUGCGCCAACCUCGCCCUCGUCAUCAUGUCGCAUCGAACCCUGGCUCGGGUCAAGAGCUUCAGCUCGCCCUCGCUGGUCUUCCUGUCCCUCGCCGUGUCCAUCGCAGUCGCUGUCGCCGCCGCACCCUUCUGGCAGACAACCGUCGUCAGCGGUACUGGGUUCGCCGUCAGAAACGAAGACCAGCGGUCCGGCGACUGGCUGGCCGUCUCCCGCUUCUUCCUCGAGUUCCUCGUCGGGAUCUGCAUGUUCGUCAUUGUGGCCUGGCUACUGCUGUUCCGGAUCAACGAGGUCAAGGAGUGCUGGAAGGUGCACGCCCGCAUCCGCUACUACUUCGGCCUGACUCUCAUCGGCACAACGGUCAAUCUGGCUCUUGGCGUCUGCGGCACGAUCUACGUCGUCGGUGGGCGUGAGAAGUCAUUGCUCAUCGUCUUGACGUGGACGUUUCGGCACAUUCACAUCGCGCUAGACACAUUCGUCCUGUACGGCGUGCUCGGGGUACCAGCUGCGACCGGGCACGAUGAGGGCCCCGAUGCCCAAAGGCGUUGUUCGGCCGCCGCCGCCGCCCCUGGAUCAAAUCCCCGAGGUUGUUCUAGCUGCAGUAGGCCUGGAUUGAAUGGCGGGGCCUCGCCAAAUAUUGGCGAGCUGAGCAAGGCAAGCUCUUGGAAGGGCCGAGUCUCCUGUUCUUCGAGCGGGAGCUCCGCCCUAAAGGUGCAAGUCCGGCCGGCAGGCAGCAGUACAAAGCGGUCGGGCCAGGUCGGCUUGUUGGCAAUGACGAAAGUAUGACCGCGUAACGCAAGCACAGGCGGGUGAAGUGGCGUGUGGCGUGUGUCCUUUUCUUCGAAUGAUAGUUGAAUGUUCCGCCGGUCAGGAGCAGGUAGACGGCAACGCGCGGUGGGGCACACAGGGCUUGCUGAAGAGUAUGGCCGGUUACGAAAGCGCAGCUUGUAGCGCUAGGUGAAUGCCGGGUCCCCUCUUCCUCGAACGCGAGAACUCCGCCCGAAGGCUGCGGGCGUUCGCCCCGUAGACACUACGGCCGCUUCCCUUCGCAAUGCGAUUUAUCUCUUUCGGAAGUGAUUUGGAAUAGUUAAUCGUAUGGCGGUGAUACGAGCGAGAUUGAUGUAGGCCGAACGGAACAUCCUGGUUGCGGUGUGUGCUUGCCGUCAGGCCGAUCGGCGUCACGGGCUCGUCGCGGUCUGACUUGUAGCUACGGGUUCAAAGAUUACGCCAAGUUUCGCCACAGACGGGCUGAAAAGAAAGCCAUUAGAGGCUGUUGUGCAAAGGGCGUGCUGCGGCUAGUAGUGCUGACCAAGUUGCGCGUUGUUCCCCCUCCUGUUUGCGUGGCGUUUUUGUUUGAAGGGGGGCGUGUAGUCGCUCGCAGGUAGACUACUCAACUUAGUGUCGGAGAGCACAUGCGCACGCUCAUCUUUGUUUGCUUUGCGUUCAUGUGUCGUCAGUGGUACAGUGUGUGCUUCUAUUUGCACUCUUUGUCGUCUUGUUUCGGUCCCCCUCGAGCUGCCUUGUAUUUAGUUUAUUCCAGUAUGGUGUAGGUGUUUUUUUGUGAUCCGUACGUGCACG
Molecule: messenger RNA, 1683 nt
Organism: Ectocarpus siliculosus
Lineage: Eukaryota; Phaeophyceae; Ectocarpales; Ectocarpaceae
Source: the annotation of a GenBank genome assembly